Cyprinodon variegatus (sheepshead minnow) is the source of this 2069-nucleotide messenger RNA. RefSeq names its product sestrin-2-like (gene sesn2). Gene Ontology annotation, biological process: positive regulation of macroautophagy; negative regulation of TORC1 signaling; cellular response to leucine starvation. Gene Ontology annotation, cellular component: nucleus. The record is from RefSeq and is a predicted model, not a curated record. NCBI's taxonomy places the organism in Eukaryota, Metazoa, Chordata, Actinopteri, Cyprinodontiformes, Cyprinodontidae. The transcript is spliced from 11 exons. Gene Ontology annotation, molecular function: L-leucine binding; oxidoreductase activity, acting on peroxide as acceptor. The coding region runs from base 365 to 1690 and encodes 441 amino acids.
GGCGACGGGCUUAGAUUAUGUAGCUUUUCUGUAAAUAAGAAUGUUGGACUUUUAUUGUUUUGAUCCUGUAAUCUUUAACAAUCAAAACAAUCAUCAUAUAUCAGCUGGAGAUGGUUCUGAUUACCAGCAGACUGUAGGUUAUUUCAUCAGACACUGUGGUGAAGGUGAUGCAAGCUCCUGCUGCUGUGAGCACAAACAGCAGGCUGGACACGCCCCCUCCUGGUGUCCUGAUAAACAUCCAGCAUGCAGGCACACCCCCCCAGUCCUGAAACAGCCCUCUAGUCACUGUAGACCUCGGUGCAUUUUUACAUGUUGUUGGAAACGAAAAGGAACUUGAUUUGAAGCAUUUAUCUCUCAUGUUCAGAUGUCGGAAGAAGGCAUUGAAGUACCUCGAGCCUUGGCCUCUGGUCCCAGUGCUUUCAUUCCUGCAAAAGAGAUGUUUACAGAGGGGCCAAACCAGGACAUGCUCAUUGAGUCUUUUCUUUCACUGGGUCGGGUGGACCAUCUCGCCAUGGUCAUGGCCCUCCACCCGUCCUAUCUUAGCUGCUUCCUCAGGACCCAGCAUGCUUUGUUUGAACUGGACGGUCCUUUGCCACGUGACUGGAGACAUUACAUUUCCAUAAUGGCUGCAGCCCGGCACCACUGUUCAUACAUGGUGCAGCAGCAUAGCAUGGCUUUCCUGGAAGCUGGAGGGGAGGAGAGCUGGCUCAGCGGCCUCGAGCACGCCCCCACUAAACUCCGCGGCCUCCAAACCCUCAACAAGCUGCUGGCACACCGACCCUGGCUCAUCACGCAACAGCAUAUCCAGGAGUUGGUGUGCGCCGGAGCAGAGCCGCGCUGGUCGCUCGCUGAGCUGAUCCACGCUGUCAUCCUGAUGGCUCACACUCACUCUCUCUGCUCCUUUGUGUGGGGUUGCGGAUUAAACCCAGAACCGGACCACAUUGGGGGUCACACCUUCUGCCCUCCGUCGCCCAGUCACAUUCCUCACAGCCCGGCUCAUGAGGACGGCAGGCAGGAGCUGGCGGAUGGAGCAGUGGAGGUGGAGGUACUGAUGAAGAGAAUGGUUGAGCUCCAGCAGCAGGAAGAGGAGUGCACACAGGAGGAGAUGGUUACUCGAUUUGAAAGGGAGAGGAGCGAGAGCAUACCGACAGCGGUGGUGAGGGGAGCUCCACCUGAGCUGGUGCUGAAUCUAGUCGAGGAACCUGAGUUCAGAUAUGAGGACUUUGCCCCCAGAGGAGAGCAGUCACCACCCAUCAUGAGAGCACAGGACUAUUCGUGGGAGGACCACGGCUUCUCUCUGGUCCAGAGACUGCUCCCAGACAUGGGCCAGUUCCUGGAUGAGGAAUUCCAGGUUGUGAGCAACUUGACCUAUCACAGGAUGGCGAUGCAUGAAGGUGUCGACACAUAUACUCUGAGGAAAGCUCUGUGGAACUACAUCCACUGCCUCUACGGCAUACGUUACGAUGAUUACGACUAUGGCAGUGUGAAUGUGUUACUGGAGCGCUCGCUGAAGGUUUUUGUCAAAACCGUGGCCUGCCACCCUGAGCAGACCACCGCACACAUUUACCAUGACUUCUGGAGGCACUUCAGACACUCCGAAAAGGUUCAUGCCAACCUAAUAGUGAUGGAAGCUCGACUACAGGCUGCCCUGCUCUAUACUUUACGAGCCAUUACGUACUACAUGAGAUGACUCCUUUGCACACCGUCUUGCAGAUGCUGAGCCAGCUGUGAUGGAUAAAUUAUACUCAUACACUACGGUGAAUGUUUGUGAAUUCAUGUCGUAUCUUUCAGUGUUAAGGUUAUUUUGUUUGAUGCUGCUUUGCCACGUGGAUGCAUUUAAAUGUUACCUCUUUUGCACUGAAUACAUCAGGAUUUAAAUCCCCUAUGGAGCCUUGAGCGUUCUGAUUCUUCUUGCACAUGAUUUUUAAGAUUAGAUACUGCAUACCUGGUAAUGCCAGGUCAGUUUGUUAUCAAGGCCGGUUGGUAAAUCAUUGUUUGUCUGCAGUACUACAAGGCUAAGCUGCAACAAGAGUAUCUUGUAUUUUUUUAAGCAAUAAAAUUUACUUUGU